Molecule: messenger RNA, 3287 nt
Organism: Spodoptera littoralis (African cotton leafworm)
Lineage: Eukaryota; Metazoa; Arthropoda; Insecta; Lepidoptera; Noctuidae
Source: the annotation of a GenBank genome assembly
CUAUUACCUACUUCUUGCUAUCAAUAACUUCAUAUAAGAACCUACUGAUAAACUUACCCAUUGUCACACUCACAAAUUACGUAUGUUCUUUAUUCAAAGAAGAUCAUGUCGGUCACCAGAACCACAAGGAAACUGGUUUUAUGUAACUAGCCAUUCGUAGCAGUAAUUAAUAUGGCGCGAAACUUGUAGGAUCACAGAUAUAGAUAGAAAUUAUACAAGCUCUAAGAUUCAUCAUGUUCAUACAUUCAUUGAUGCAAGUUGUUUACUAUAAUGCACACGUGGGUACAUACAGAUGGGGCAUUCCCACUCAUAGCACGCGCCGGAGAUAUCCCUAUGAAAACAUUUGGGAUUCUCUUAGUAAUACGAGGCCGUAUUCAUCAGACCAGUGACAAGACUCCCCCAGUGACUUUCAGAUCGACCGGUCGGAAGUUGGAAGCCACCUGCAUUCAGUGGCUUCCUGAGACUCUCAUCAGGUCGUCGUUGUAGGUUUCGGUUGUAGUUGGCCUCCAUUCGAGAAAAUAUCGGCCGUGGUUUUCCAGAGUUAUGUACCCCGCCACUGUCACUGCAGCAGUGCAGCAUGCUAAUUCACUGGAGUAUGACAGCGACUUCAGUUUGCUUGCGGAUCUUCUCAUUUCUGAUUCGAUGUCGCAACGAAACACUGAGCCCUUUCUAUAGCGCACAGAGUGACACCGAGUCUUUUAAUAAGAUCUAUAGUUAGAGACCCCGUUUCAGUUCCGUAGGUCAUCAGUCAUCACUGGUAGGUAUCAUAUACGGAUUAAUAUAGACUUCGUCUUGCGGUACUGAGGCAUUUUAGACGAGAAGAUGGUAUUCAGUCUAACCAUAUCACGUCCAAAAUGUAAUUUAUGUAGGUACUAUUGCAGCUAAUCCAACCCUUUGUAAAAUACUAGCUAAGUAUUUCUAAUUAUUAUUGCUCAUGUCCGAUAAUAAACGGAAAGUAGAGUGUUGGUGGUGUGGUAUAUGAGUACUGGACGGUAUGAGGACAGGUUAAUACGAUUACCAGCAAAAGGUGUGGAAGAUCGUGACAUUAAAUUAAUGAUAAUUAAAAAAAAGAAAACCAAUUGUCUGUGUGUAAUACAUACAUACAUACAUAGCGACUUCACUAACUUUUUUAUAAACUGUCGUUUAGUCAAAACGUUGGACGUUACAUUUAACAAUGUGACGAGUUAUUUAUUCUUUAGUCAUUCCAUAAAAUAUCUGAUUAAACCGGAUGACUGCGACAUAUCCACCGUAUUCAUACGUCUGGGGUUCAAGAUUGGGCGCAGUGCGCAGGUGCGACUUUAUCGACCGGGAGGCCGACAGAGGCGCUUUAUGUGAUUUCACUUUGACUUCCGCGGCUGAUACCCGCUGUGUAUAAUUGUAUAUUAUUUAGUAAUUAGCGCCACGGAUACGUAGCGAGGUGUCACCGCUGGCUUAGGACAGCCACAAUCCACAUAGAUGGACGGCGGCGAUACGGUCACCCGUGCACUCGAUCUAAGAAUACGUAAAGUGAAGAUCCGCGAGUGUUUCCAGGAAAGAGAGUGAGGUGUGUGUGCAGUGCAGGAUGCGGCUGCGACUGUGGUCGUGGUGGGCGGCGCUGGUGCUGGGCGCGGUGCGGGCGCGCGAGCUGGACCCGGCCGCCUGCGCCUCGCGCUUCGACGUGCAGCGCGAUAAGAUCAUCCGCACGGAAGAGUCGCGCGACAUGGGCGCGCGCUACCUCUCCGAACUUGACGUGGGCGCGCGCUCCGAGUGCCUGCGGCUCUGCUGCGAGACCGACGCUUGCGACGUAUUCGUUUAUGAGGAAAAGGGCCCCGGCAGCUGCUACCUGUUCAACUGCGGGCCGCCGGAGGACUUCCGCUGCAAGUUCACGGCGCACAGCAACUUCAGCAGCGGCGUGCUGGCCAUCAGCCGGCGGCUGGCCGAGCUGCAGGACCAGGAGCGCCUCGCGCACCAUGAACAAGAGCUCGCCAAUCUCAGGAGCGGCGGCAGCAGCAGCACGGCGCGAACGACGGCGGGCAGCACGGUGCCCCCCGCCCCCGCGCCCGCGCCCCCGCCGCCGCGCCCGCCGCCCCCCGCGCCGCGCCCCACGCCGCCCCAUGAAGCCGAAUCUCCGUCCAGUGUCAUACGUGGCGCCCGAGCUCGGCUGCCCGCCCCCGCCCCCCGCGCCCCUCCUUCAACCACACACAAGCCGCUGCACCAGGAACGGCUGGCGGCGGAAGCGGUGCUGACGGGAGAGAACGCGCCUGCCGGGGAGGGUGUACUGGCCGGGGAGGGCGUGCCGGCCGAGGGCGGUGCGCUGCCCGAGCGCUGGCCGCAUCGUCUGGCGCAGGCGCAGCCGCCGCGCCGCUAUAGUGAGGCGGGGGCCAGCUCACAUAUCUUCAGCCACAAGGGCGGGCUGCUGCAGGAGCCGGAGGGCGGCGCCCAGUUCCCGGCGUUCGAGCCGCCCUGGCCGCGUCGCGCUUGGCCGCCCGCACCGCCGCAGCCCAACGGGCACCCGCGGCCUGUACCCAGCACCGUCAUGCUCAGGACGCCCCGAAGGACCGACAAUUUCUACGACGGAUACAAGUUCCCGCUACAAGUUGUGCGGCAACUGGCUGCCCGGCAACGUGUGGCGGGCGCAGAGGGCGCGUGGGGCGGCGCGUAUUGGCCCGAACCCGACCCGCGCCGCGCCUGGCCCGUGCCGCGCGCAGACCAGGAGAUCCCGGUGUACAUUCCUCCGAAGACUAUGCCUGAAAUCCCGGUGGUGUACUCGAGUCAGCAACAGACGCUGCGCGACAGCCCUAAGAAAGGCUUCGAGCUGCUGAACAAGGAGAGCACGGAGCCGCCGCCUGCGCCCCGCCCUGCGCCUCCGCCCGCGCCCAAGCCAGUGCAGGCGAACAAGUCCACCGAGAGCGCAGACAAGAAGGUGUCGUCAGCGGCGGCGCACGUGCACUACCCGGCCGACGAGCACGGCGAGCACGACGAGCACGACGGGCUCAGCGAGCACCCCCCCGCCGCCAUGAUGCUGCUCGUACUAGGCCUGUUCAUGCUGACGGCGAUCCUGGGCAUGUUGACGUGCCGGGCGCGCGCCGCGAUGCGCCGCCGCCGCGGCCGCGGGAAGUCUCCGUUCGCGCACGACGCCGACUACCUCGUCAACGGCAUGUACUUGUAGCGGCGCGCCACGCUCACGCGAUAUCAUAUUAUACUAAUUAUAAUAUCUAUUUAUAGUUUUGUGUAGAUUAACAUUUCUAAAAUAAAAUACCUAUAUUUUUACUAACUGUCCUUUUUUAUUGGGUCCCCACUAGUCCCCA